UUGAAGAUUUCGGGAUGUACCAUGUCGUAUUGAGUACUGUUUAUUGAUAUGGAUGCUUUAGUGACCGUUGCGGACUUGUGGGUUGCUCCUUCCGUUUUUUUUUUGCAGGCAUCUCUACUCAAGUGAGUUUAUUCCACACUCUUUGAUACAGCGCGUCUGCUAAACGUCAUAUUCCCCGCCCGCCUACAAGUACUGCCCGUGGAGUCUACCUUUGAGACUUUCAAUACGACCUCGAAAUGGAGAACAACGGUGGAGAGCAAGAUCCCAUUGGCAAGCAAGGGGAAACGGCCAGCUUUCAAGGCGAGAUGCAUGGCAACCUCGAAAUGGCGCACAACAGUGGAGAGCGACGACUCAUUGACAAUCAAGGGGAAAUGGCCGCACCCCAAGGCGAAACGGAUGGGCCAGAUGUCGCCCAUGGAGAUAAUGUCCAACCCAAUGAAAAUUACCAAGUCCGUGUUGAAGCUGGCAGCGGCACCAUCGGAAUUCGUGGCCCAGUCCCGGCAACGACAUUCAGGUCAAGAAAGCAUCUCGCGCUUGCUUUCGGGUUCUCUGACGGCGAAGCCUUGGACACCUGGAUGAAGAGUGAAGCGUUUCGGCCAUACUACUCUGACCUGCUAACGAACCUCAACAAAAUUUCGGGUGGAGGUAGCGGAUACUCCAUUAGAACGAUACGACUAGCCGGGGUGAAGGACGCCAUAAUCUAUGAGGAGGAGAACGGAGCCAAGAGAUACUCUCGGUUGUAUCAGGUUGAACACUUUACCUCCAUGGACUGGUUCGCCGUAUUCGUUAUGCAUACCACGGAACACAACUUCGUGAAUCCGCGAGGAGCUUUCUUUGGGAAGAAUAUGACGCCCGACGACAUGCGGACCCGGAUAUGGCAAGCGAUGCUACGGGCAAGACUUGAGACUUACCGUCACCGAAGUCGCGGAAAAUAGUUCACUGCGAGGCGAGCAGCAGUAUAGUGACGGAGGCGGAAUAAUCGCAGGAGAGUUGAGGAGCAAGGGUCAUAUGGUGAUGAGGAGCGACGAAGAUGGAGGAAGAGAAAAAGCCGUU
Messenger RNA from Pseudogymnoascus verrucosus, 1053 nucleotides. RefSeq lists its product as uncharacterized. The transcript is spliced from 3 exons. The record is from RefSeq and is a predicted model, not a curated record. The coding region runs from base 237 to 935 and encodes 232 amino acids. Lineage: Eukaryota; Fungi; Ascomycota; Leotiomycetes; Thelebolales; Thelebolaceae.